Messenger RNA from Vanderwaltozyma polyspora DSM 70294, 2013 nucleotides. It is a transcript of the gene HDA2, whose product is annotated as Hda2p. The record is from RefSeq and is a predicted model, not a curated record. Lineage: Eukaryota; Fungi; Ascomycota; Saccharomycetes; Saccharomycetales; Saccharomycetaceae. The transcript has a single exon. The coding region runs from base 1 to 2013 and encodes 670 amino acids. Gene Ontology annotation, cellular component: HDA1 complex.
AUGUCGAAGAAAUUGCAUAUUCAUUACUUGCCAGUUGGUUUAACGACAUUUCAAAAAGAUUUAGUAGAGAUUUUAAUAUCUUUACAUUCUAAAUCUUUUAGAGAAGAGAUGGGCAUUAAGAUUGAAGAUGGUGUUGAUAAUUCAGAGAAUAUUACAAUUAAAUCAGAAGAUGUUCGUUCGAAAAUUUCCCAUGCUCAAUUGGUUUAUUUAUUCGAUAAUAAUAUCAGAGCUGUGUUAAAUCAUCCAUGUUUAUUAGUAGAUCAUUAUAUGCCAAGACAGUUUUUAUUAAUGGAGCCAAACGAGAGAUUAAUUAGUUCGAGUGAUAAGUUUCAAAAAUUGGAUCAUAUAAUUUCAAGUUUAAUAAAUAGAGACAGAACAAAAUUUCCAAAUCCUUUAAAAAUUUCAUUAAUCUCACAUAAUGUUAGAGAGUUAGAUUUAUUAGAAGGUUUCUUAUUAGGAAAAAGGUUAAAAAUUAAAAGAGUAUCAGGAACCUCUCUAUUUGAUGAGAAGCAUAUCUAUCCAACAGAAAAAAACAAGAUCGAUUCAUCUAAUGAUUCUUCAGAAUCUAAAAGCAUAACGCCAUUGGCAGAAUCAAGUUCAAAUAAAUAUACAGGAUACUCAAGAGAUGAUUAUGACUAUUCUGUUAAAAGAAUGAAAAAAUAUAACAAGGCCAAUGAUGAUGAUUGGUUAUUUUUAACUACAUCUACCCAUUUACUGAACGAUCCAACAUUACUUUCUGAAUAUAAUAUUGAACUUAUAAUUAGUUUUGAUCCAUUAUUGGAUCCCAAAUUAGAAGCCUUGGAGAAUAUACGAUUGAAGAGCAAUGGUAAACUUGCAUUAAUUAAAAUGAUUGUUAAAGAUUCACCAGAUCAUUAUAUAUUAGAGAAUAAAAUUAAAUUUGAAAAAGAUAAUGAAUAUGAACAUAUGAAAGAAUCUAUAAAUCAUUUUUUAAAAACCAGAGAUACCUCUAUUGGAGAAGUUACAAAAUUAGACUAUAAUGGAUUAAUUGAAGGCCUAUUAUCAGGUACAUUACCAUCUAAUAGCUUAUCCGAUAUAAGACUGACUUACGAAACACAAGGUAAUAUACAUCCAUAUUUACCUAUCUUAUCGCCGUUAGAGUAUUCUGAGACUCAAUUAUCUAGUGAUAAUGAAAUUAUUGAUAUUAAAACUUAUCAAAUGGAGUUGAUGAAGAGAACAGUCUGUAGGAUGAAAGAUAUUCAGAAUGAUUAUAGAGAAAAAUGCAAGAUUAUAUUAGAUAAAAGGGUUAUUGAAACUGAUAGACAAAACAAGUUUGAUGAUAUUAAGAAUGAAAUUGGUGUCAGCUUUAAGAAAUUUCAAGACAUUGAAAAAUCAUUAAAUGAUUCAGAGAAAAGGUUAGAACGCAGUACUACGGAAACCAUUAAAUUGAGGGAAAGAUUAAAUUUGUUAAAAGAGGAUGAGAUAGAAAUAGCGGAAUUAUUAACUAUUACGGAUAAUGGUAAAAUCCAAGAAUAUUUGAACAAAUUUGAACAAGAGAUUAAAAUCAAUCAAGAAAAAUUAGAUAGCAUCAAGACAGAGAAUGCUGAAAAAUACGAAUCUAAUGAAGGAUUAAGAUUGGAAUACCAAAAAAAUUCAUCCAAUGCAGCAGACCUUGGUAGUAUAUUAAAGAACCAGAAAGAACAAAUGGAUAAAAUGAAAAAAAUCAUUGAUGGACCAACUGCGUCAUUAGAAUAUGAUAGUGUGUUGGUAGAAGGGGGCAAAGAAAUUGCCAAGUUGAAGAGUUUACAAGAUAAAUGUAAAUUCAUUUCAAACUAUAUCAAUAAGAUGAAUUCACACUAUGAUUUAAAAAUAAGUAAUACCAAUGGUGGUAAUGGCAAUGGUAGUAGUAACGGAAAUGGAUCAGGUGCUGGAGGUAAUAUGAAUACUAAUCAAGGACAUAGAUCACCCUCUAACCCAAGCAACAAAGAAAGAUCGAUGGCCAAAAAUUCAAGAUACAGAUCAACGAGGUCUAAUUCUCCUGCAUACACAUACUAA